Molecule: messenger RNA, 1326 nt
Organism: Mesorhabditis spiculigera
Lineage: Eukaryota; Metazoa; Nematoda; Chromadorea; Rhabditida; Rhabditidae
Source: the annotation of a GenBank genome assembly
AUGCUGAAUUGUGACAAGAACAUCUUUGUCCUGUUUCGCAACGGCGACAAAAGCGGACUAUCCAUCAAGGCGCCGUUGUGCCAAGGGAUCAAUGACACUAGAAUCUGCACGAAUCGAUAUGGAAGCACAACGGCGCCACCUCCAACCGUGGCCACGACAAGUCCUGAUCUAUUGUCGAGCGGAAUCAUCAUUAUCGGCAUUGUGGCUGGUGCCGCUGUCAUCUUGUUGCUACUGAUCAUCGGCAUCGAGCCUCGGUUCUUUUUCACGACGGUCGACUACAAUGCUGCGACGGCCAAGGAUCCGAGGGUCGUGGCGCUCGAGAUCACGAAAAAGUUCGGCGGCGAGGGCUGGCUAUCCGAAGGCGACAAACUCCCGUCCUACGCCCCGCACCCAGAUGAUCUUCGCAGUUUAUGCGUCAAUCUGACGCCGAUCGUGACCGCUGAACGAGGUGUGGCGCGUCCAAAGGGAAAGACCCUUGUCGUUGGCGACAUCCAUGGCAAUUUCAACGAGCUCUGGCGUAUCAUCCACGCGUGGCGUUCGGAUGUUACUGGUGGAGGGCCCGAUCAAAGUAUCGUAUUCCUCGGCAACAUCAUCAGUGGUGCCCCUCGGGCGCUUGAAUGCUUCACGAUGAUUCUGGCAUACAAGGUGCUCUUCCCCGAUCAGGUGUUCCUGAUUCGUGGAAACCACGAAGACCUGGAUUACAUCCGACCCUUUGGAGAACGCGUGGCGAAUCGCUACUACGCACGGGAAGUGUUCGAUAUGCUGCACCAUUUCUUCAAAAUUCUGCCGUCGGCGGGUCUGAUUGACGAGCGGAUUCUCUGUAUGCACGGCUUGAUGUCACUUGACCUGACGCCGGAACUUCUGCGCGAGGGGUGGGAAGUGUCAGAGAAGCCGACUCCCUACGAUGAUAUGACCAAGCACCUUCGAUGGAAUGAACCGGCAAAAGAUGUCGACGGUUACGCACCCAACCCGUAUCGCGAUUUCGGACAGCAAUGCGGCGUUAAAGCGAUCGAAGAGGCUAUGGAGAGCUUCAACGUUCAAUUCAUCAUCAGAGGCCAACAGAUGAUGCCGAACGGAGUGCAAUCGUUCGACAGGCUCCGGCUGGUCACCGUCUUCUCAUCGUCUUUCUACGGCGGAAAUAAGAAUCUGGGUGCUAUCCUGUACGUCGACCCCGAGAAGAAUGCCAUCAAACCAAUCUUCAUCCUUAACAUCAAUGACGACAUCUCGACGCAGGAGGAAUUAGACCGAAAGCUUGAUGCAGGAUGGGCGAUCGAUGGCUAUGCAGUCCCGCCGCCGAAAAAGGACGCGAAUGACAAGAAAAGCAGC